AUGUCAGACGACGAAGGCGCUGCACCGCUCCGACAGCAGCGGUUCGUGAUAGGCUUGGACUAUGGCACGACAUACACGGGGGUUGCUUUCGCGACUCCCAAUUCCAACCACCUCCCUCUGGACGAGAUCGACCUCAUCGAGGACUGGGGGCCGAACAUGGGCAAUCACAAAAAGAUCCCCAGCGUGAUAUCCUUUUCCCCUUCGACCGAUGCCAUGGAGCAGCAGUGGGGAAGCGACCUCAGCGAGAACGCAAUUUCCAUCAUCCACACCAAGCUGGAGUUGGACCUCCAAGAUGUCGACGGCGAGCUCGACCUGAUGAUCCAGGCUCUGGACGGCAUGGACAACUUCAGCUUCGACCACAUCAAGGGCGCCGGCGCGCUGCACGCCUUCAGCGACAAGUCGGCCGAGCAGGUGGUGACCGAAUAUCUGUCGAGGGUGUUCGAGCACCUGGAGUCAGCGAUUGCCAAUUUCUCCACGUCAUUCAGAGUCCGGGUUCCGGUUGAUAUUGUAGUCACUGUGCCGACGGAAUGGUCUUACAGAGCGAAAAACUCCACCUUCCGGGCACUGACCAACGCUGGUUUCAACGAAGAAUAUUUCCCCCGGCUGGCCAGUGUCAUAUUUAUCACGGAGCCCGAAGCAGCAGCGACAUACACGGCGAGGUACCUAAAGGACGAGAUUCAGCAAAUAUUCCUCAAGCCCAAUUCUUGUUUCAUCCUUUGCGACGCUGGUGGUGGUACAGUCGAUGUCGUAUCAUACAAAGUCAAACAAGUGGAACCGUCACUAGUUCUGGAGAGAAUCGGAGUUCCCACAGGAGACAAAUGCGGAGCUAUUUACAUUGAUAUAGCAUUCAAAGAGUGGUUGCGACAAAUGCUGGGUAACAAAUACUACGAGAAGCUCGACCAAAACCAUGAUCUCCAGAGAAUCAGCUCUCACACGUGCGAGAGCAAGGCCAUGCGCCAGCUGAUGAAGUCUUUCGAUGUGCUGAAGAAAGGUUUCCACAAGAACAAUCGGGAUAUGGCGUUGGAUCUUCCUCCGCCGCUGCACAAUUUGACCCUGGACAACCGAGUGGAUUGUGGCGAGAUCAAGAUUACGAGCGCCACAAUGACGGGAUUCUUCAACGCCUGUGUAGAGACAAUCAUGAACCUGCUGCAAGGACAUAUUCGGCAGAUUGAAAAUGUGAAUAAGCAAUGCAGAAACAUCUUCCUGGUUGGGGGCUUCGGCGAAUCGCCAUAUCUGCAGGAGGAGAUUGAGUUCUCGCUGAGUCUUCGGCGGAUCAAGCUGCGGCGACCGGACACGUCGUGGACGGCUGUGGUGCGCGGGGCGGUGCUGCACGGGAUCGAGAAGGACACCAUCUCGAACCUUUGCCUGGCGACGAAGUGCCCCCGGCACUUUGGCAUCAGCCUGAGCGAGCAGUUCUCGCGCAUUCACCACGAGGAGAGGCACGUGACCAUCAACCCUAUCACCAAAGCCCAGAUCGUCGAAGGCCAGCUGCUGUGGAUGCUCAACAAGGGCGAUUUGGUCUUGUCAGACAGCCCGACCGCCGUCUCCCAGAUGAUUAGCUUGUCAUUCCGCGAGGCCGACAAGACCGCCCAGAAGCUGACUGUCUACUCGUACUCGGACGACGAAGACCGGCCCAGCAGGAUCAAGAAUUCGCUAGAUGACCUCGAAGUCUCGCACGUCCUCGAGUACGACCUGGCCAAGAUCGACCGCAAACGCCUCGAGAGCUCAAAGGGCCGGAUCGGCAAGUUUUACGUCGCCAAGCUGAAGCUGACUCUAUCUCUGUCGGCGCAUCGCUUGGAUUCCAUCCUCUCGUGGGAAGAGACCGAGCUGGCGACCGGGGAGCAGACGUGGUAG
Molecule: messenger RNA, 1854 nt
Organism: Fonsecaea multimorphosa CBS 102226
Lineage: Eukaryota; Fungi; Ascomycota; Eurotiomycetes; Chaetothyriales; Herpotrichiellaceae
Exons: 9
Coding region: 1-1854 (617 amino acids)
Molecular function (GO): ATP-dependent protein folding chaperone; ATP binding
Source: RefSeq, a predicted model, not a curated record